Metarhizium acridum CQMa 102 is the source of this 531-nucleotide messenger RNA. RefSeq lists its product as uncharacterized. Lineage: Eukaryota; Fungi; Ascomycota; Sordariomycetes; Hypocreales; Clavicipitaceae. The record is from RefSeq and is a predicted model, not a curated record.
AUGUUGCCAUCUACCUUGACUCUACUGAGUCUGGCACUCUCUGCAGUCGCGCAGCUCAGCAAUCUCACAACACCGAACCUCAACCUCACGGCUCUCUCGGCCAGGGAUGGUGAAUCGACCCUCGAAUGCUGGCAGCUCGCAAACCCAUUUCAGCAAACUACCGAGUCAGGCAUCACGGGCUCCCUGCAGCUAUCCCUGGGAGAGUUGGCGAAUGCAUCGUACAGUGUGGUUCCUGCGAGGUUCGACGGCGGGUUUCAUCAUGCCCCGGCUUUUCAAUACGUCCUUUUUAUCAGCGGUCUAGUGCACAUCAGUCUAUACAAGGGGAAGGACGAAGCGUGGAUCCAAGGCGGCAAGUACGGGCUGAUUAUCGCGGCGGACACGGCGGACCGAACUACGCAUGGCCAUCUUACGAGGUAUCCGAGUGCCGCGGACACUGUUGCCGUGUCCUUGCCAAUCAAGGACAGGGACGGCUUCAAGUACAGCGUGCUCCACCAGGGUCCGUGUACGGAAGACGAAGUGGUUGGGUUAUAG